This is a messenger RNA of Hydractinia symbiolongicarpus, 1309 nucleotides long. Its product is annotated as transmembrane emp24 domain-containing protein 1-like. Gene Ontology annotation, cellular component: Golgi apparatus; endoplasmic reticulum-Golgi intermediate compartment; endoplasmic reticulum. Lineage: Eukaryota; Metazoa; Cnidaria; Hydrozoa; Anthoathecata; Hydractiniidae. The transcript has 3 exons. Bases 69 to 737 code for a protein of 222 amino acids. Gene Ontology annotation, biological process: endoplasmic reticulum to Golgi vesicle-mediated transport; Golgi organization; intracellular protein transport. The record is from RefSeq and is a predicted model, not a curated record.
UGUUUUUUAACGCUCAUGAAACAUUUAAGUUAAAAAGAGAACUUAAACUUAAGAUUUAGAAAAAUAAAAUGUGGACGGAGUGUGGUGUUACCCUGAUGUUUUGUUGUUUUGUUGCACUCUCAUUGGCUGAAAUGGAAGAUGGGGUCUCCUACGUUGUUGGUGCUGGUAAACGAGAUUGUUUUUACAGAGACUUAAAGAAAGGAGACAGAAUGGAUUUUGAUUUACAGGUUAUCAGUGGAGCCGAUGUUGACAUCAGUUUAGUGAUCACAUCGGCAAGUGGGAAGGAAUUGUUACGUGAAGACCAACAAACUGAAAUUAGUCAAGAAGUCCAAAUAGACCAAGAUGGUCCUGUGGAAAUAUGUUUUGAUAAUACGUUUAGUACUUUCUCAGAGAAAGUGAUCUACUUUGAUCUUGGUAUUGAAGAACUUCAAAAAACCAACAGUGAAGAACAGUUUAAGGAUAUGGCACUAGAAAAGGACCAAUACGAACAUAGUAGUGAGAUAAUGACGGCGUUAGAUGGAAUUGGAAUGAAGUUUGAAACGAUCGCACAAAUGCAAGCCGUGGUGCGGUCUAAGUACAUGCGUCACGCGUACCUACAAGAUCGUAACUUAUGGCGGGUCACGUGGUUUUCUACAGCCUCCUGCGUGAUCAUGGUUUCUGUGGGUAUUUUACAAGUAGUUUUAAUACGAAAUUUAUUUGAAACAAAAAGUAGUAAAGGAAUGCAGAGUAAACUUUAACAUAUGUAUUUAUUUAUUUAUAAUGUAUUACAGUAGACUACUGGUUGUACGAACCUCAAAGAGAACAACAGACUAAAUAUUUAUAAAAAACUUUUAGACUUAUUAUCCACGGUUAGCGUGUAUAAUUUUUUUUAAACAUUUUUAGCGAAGAGCGUCGAAAUAAUGAAAGAUGGAAACAUAUAGUGUUCAAGUGAUCAAGAGUCUACUGUAAAAUUUAAAUUUAAAACCAAUUUACCAAAAUUAACACGCGUUUUUAUAAAAUAUGUAUUUGAAAACAUCAACCUAGGAUGGUACAUUUCACCUUAUUUUUGUCAUUUCACACAACUUUUUUUAAAUUGUGCAGUAACGUGGAAGCGAUUUUGAUGAAUUGUGUUAGUGUUCGCAAUGAAUUGUGGUUUUGUUUGCAAAUGAAUUGUGGUCAUACGUUUUUAUACUAUUGUUUUAUCGUAGGUUCUAUGUGUGUUAAUAUACGGUACCCGCAAUGAUUUUCAAACUUCAAACAAACACGCCGACUAGGAUCUUACGAAAACAGUUUUGUCGACCAUUUUUUCUUUGCCAUCUACAACGUUUUU